Messenger RNA from Aspergillus alliaceus, 1728 nucleotides. RefSeq lists its product as uncharacterized. The record is from RefSeq and is a predicted model, not a curated record. The transcript has 13 exons. NCBI's taxonomy places the organism in Eukaryota, Fungi, Ascomycota, Eurotiomycetes, Eurotiales, Aspergillaceae. Bases 1 to 1728 code for a protein of 575 amino acids.
AUGUUACCAGAAGGCUUUAAGACGAUCAAACUUGAAAACCACAAUAAUGCCGAAAUAAAAAGAUCUGUUCUUGAUCAUACUAAAAGAGAAUAUGACCGUGCCCUUACAUAUUUUGAUAUUUUUGUCGCAAAUCGUGAAGGUGCUGUGUCGCCACCAGAUAUCCGAACCUAUAAAGGCUUUAUGGAAUUCUUAGGGAAGAAUCUAAAAGGACACCUUACUAAAGGCAAGACUCCGGUUCUGAGUACUCUUGAAGGGAUGAGAAGAGACCUGGACACUGAACAUGUCAGUACAACAAUUAAGGAAUGGAUGAAAAAAGAACUGAAAAUUAUUCAAAAACACCUGUGGUGUCAGGACUUAUAUGAAUACCGUGGGAUAUGUCCAGAGAGGUCUAGCGUAGAGCUCAGUGUAUCGAUGCUCCUUUACUGCUUUACAUCAGCUAGGACGGGCGAGGUGUAUAAGUCUACAGCUUGUCAAAACCUGGCGCACGAGCAUGGGGGACAGAAUAUUGAGUGGAUCGGAGGCGAAAUCAUGCUCGUCCUUUACUAUGACCGAGACUAUCUCAAGGGCUUUUGGAGAAAGGACAAAUCAGAACUCCCCAUACACGGUUUCUAUGAGAAAUACACAGAAGAAAUGCCGCUUACCCUGAACCUCCUUACAUUCUUCCUUCCUUUGGCAUCAGCUGACAAGGCCUUUCGUGACUAUGAUUCAACAGAUGGGAUAUUGGAUAGAGUAGAUCUGCUAGCUGCUACUCUCCAGGAAGGAGAUGAUAAAUCCGUUGACGCUAUCCAUUUCAAGCCAAAUAUCCUAAACACACCGGUCUUUUGUCCAUACAAUGAGCAAGCUAUCGUGUACACACUUGGACACCGGGCGGGGUAUCCUGACAAUAUAACUGUCCGUGCUUGCCGACGAUCAGCUCUUAUGGAGGCUGACAAGAACCACUCAAAAACAGCCCGCAUGAAGCAAUCCUACGUACAUCAUGUUGUCGAGGUAGAUGGAGCGGCUUCAUUUCUUGGAAUCGACAGCAGACAUGAUCAUAUUGAGAACAACCGCAGUAUGGGUGCUCGUCGUAAUCCCCAGCUUUACCGAUCAUUACCAGCUAAAGCAGAACUCGAGUUCCUUGAUCAUAAUAACAUUGCCCGGAUUGAUAAAGACAUUCAAUCUUUAAAGAGACAGCUAGCAGGUUUAAAUCUCCAGAAUACUAAUGCGCAGACACUUUUUUAUUAUGUGCAAAAAGUAAUGCCGGAGCGUGACCUACUAGCAGUGAUUCCCCCCCAGGUGGCUGAGUUACAUAGCCCCACUGGAUGUAUGGCACUCCAUGCCUUGGAGACCAUCUUCUCGCAAAUAGCUUCUGUUUGUUACUGGCCAAGCAUUGCGCCCGUUGAUGGAAAAUGUCUCUGUAGUGAACCAAUGGAAAGUGUUGACAAUUUUGCGGAACUUUGUGUCGAAUGUGACCUAUGGUAUAAUGACCUUGGAAAGAGGCCUGAACAUUGUGAAGAACAUCUCGGUGAUAGCUAUAAGUUGCUUCGUUGCGACCCGAUUAUAUUUCGCAAUGCUCCUAUUAUGGGCCCUCGCAAACACAUGAUGCAGUAUUUUGAUCGCAGCGAUCACAAAGCUCUAUCAGGUAUGUUCCAUCGUCGCCAUCCUGCCUGCCAUGAAGACUUUCAAGGCAUCACGGAUCUAGAAUACCAUCUCCGUGAUGUGCACUGCUAUAACCCCCCGCGCGGAUAG